Messenger RNA from Anolis sagrei ordinatus, 2896 nucleotides. It is a transcript of the gene OLIG2, whose product is annotated as oligodendrocyte transcription factor 2. The record is from RefSeq and is a predicted model, not a curated record. Gene Ontology annotation, cellular component: nucleus. Gene Ontology annotation, molecular function: protein dimerization activity; DNA-binding transcription factor activity, RNA polymerase II-specific; E-box binding. Lineage: Eukaryota; Metazoa; Chordata; Lepidosauria; Squamata; Anolidae. Gene Ontology annotation, biological process: oligodendrocyte differentiation; myelination; neuron differentiation.
CUCGCCGUCCAGGACAAGCACAAGCGUUUCCCGCCCGGCUCUGCUAUAAAAACGCCCGCGAGGCUCGAAAAGGCGCUUCUUGAUGACAUUGAUCCAACAGCGGCGAUAAGGCAACGGGACUGAGAGACACAGAGAGAGAGACCCCCCCCCUCACGAACAGCUGCCUUCCCGGGCCAGCAUGGACUCGGACGCGAGCCUGGUCUCGAGCCGCCCAUCCUCGGCAGAGCCGGACGAGCUCUUCCUCUCGGCGCGGAGCAAGGCGGGCGGCGGCGUCGGGGGCGGCCUGGGGGGCUUCUCCUCUUCCUCGGGGGCGGCGGUGUCUAGCUCGACCCCCAGCGAGCCGGCCUUGGAGCUGAGCGCGUCCGGCGUGGUGCUGGUGGACAAGCUGGCCUUCAAGUCCCCUUCCUCCUCUUCCUCCUCCACUUCCUCCUCCUCUUCCUCCUCCUCCAAGAAGGACAAGAAGCAGAUGACGGAGCCCGAGCUGCAGCAGCUGCGCCUGAAGAUCAACAGCCGGGAGCGGAAGCGCAUGCACGACCUCAACAUCGCCAUGGACGGCCUGCGGGAGGUGAUGCCUUACGCGCACGGCCCGUCGGUGCGCAAGCUCUCCAAGAUCGCCACGCUGCUCCUCGCCCGGAAUUACAUCCUCAUGCUCACCAACUCCCUCGAGGAGAUGAAGCGCCUCCUCAGCGAGAUCUACGGAGGGGGGCACCACGCCGCCGCAGCUGCAGCCGCCGCCGCCGCAGCUUUCCACCCGGCCUCCGCCGCCGCCGGGUGCCCGGGAGGCAUGGUGGGCCACGCGGCGCCCUUGCCGGGACACCCUGCCGCCCACCACCCCCUCCUGCCUCCCGCCGCCGCCUCUCUUCCCACCGUCAGCGCCCUCCGCCCGGGACACGGCCUCCUCAAGGCGCCUUCCGCCGCUGCUGCUGCCGGCGCCUCGGCCCCCUUGGGCAGCGGGUUCCAGCACUGGGGAGGCAUGCCUUGCCCCUGCAGCAUGUGCCAGGUGCCCGUCCCCGCCCACCACCACCACGGCCCCGCCGGGCUGCCCAGACUCACCAGCGACGCCAAAUGAGCGCCUCGGGAGGGAGGGCGAACCCCGGCGCCUCUCCCGCUUCCACGGACUUGGCCUCCUCGGACUCGACUAGUCUUGACUCUGUAAAUGCGGGCCUUGGGUGCACUGCGUUCACGAGGAAACCUGGGCUCCUUGGUGGGGCUCCUCGGGGACCUUUUGGCCUCUCGUUGCCUCCUUUCUGAUCCGACCUGGGGACCCAACACACACACACAGCGAGUCCAGUCCAUCACAGGUCCUAUCACACAGGCCUGGGCAAACUUGGGCCUUCCAGGUGUUUUGGACUUCAACUCCCACCAUUCCUCACAGCCGCAGGCCCUCUCCUUUCCCCCCUCAGCCGCUUAAGCCCCAGUGUUUUGGACUUCAACUCCCACCAUUCCCAACACCCUCGGGCGCCUUCCUUUUCCCCCUCAGCCGCUUAAGUCCCGGUGUUUUGGACUUCAGCUCCCACCAUUCCUCACAGCUUCAGGCGCCUUCCAUUCUCCCCCUCAGUCGCUUAAGCCCAGGGGUUUUGGACUUCAACUCCCACAAUUCCCAACACCACCGGGCGCCUCCCUUUUCCCCUUCAGCCGUUUAAGAUGGGAGUUGAAGUCCAAAAUACCUGGGCUUGAGCGGCUGAGGGGGGAAAGGAAAGGCGGUUGAACGAGGCAGUUUCUCUGGGGUUGGAUUAGAUGGCCCACGAGGUCUCUUCCAACUCUAUGAUUCUGGAGGACAGCAUGGGACAUCCUGGCACCACUUUGAGGCCGGGACGGUGAUGAUGACCCAAACCACAGAGCAGUGACGCACAUUAAGGGCUUUCUUUCUCGAAGUCUGCCUUAAAUGGUCAGUGUAGAUGAGGUCUUUGAGCUGGCUGUUGAAGCCAAGGAAGGACUCCCACCAAGGCACUACAGCAUUAGGAAGAACUUCCUGAGGGCGAGAGCUAUUCUGCCGUUGUUUCCCUUCUCUUGAGGUUUUCAAGCAGAGGCUGAAUGGGCCAUCUCUCGGGAGUGGUUUGAUUGGGUGUUCCUGCAGGGCAGAACGACAGCGUUGGAAUGACUGGCCCUUCCAAUUCUCACACUACAGAAUGAAUCCACUUAAAAUCCGGUUUCUGCCUCCUGCAGAAUUCUGGGGUUUGUCGUUUAGUGGGGCUGUUAAAGGCUCUUCCCUAAACUACAAACCCCAGAAUUCUGCAGGAGGCAACAACCGGAUUUUAAGUGGAUUCAUUUUCUAGUGUGAUAAAGUACUAGAUUUCUAUGGCAAAUAGGGCACUGGGUUGCUGUGAGUUUCCCAGGCUAUAUGGCCAUGUUCCAGAAGCAUUCUCGACUGACGUUUUGCCCACCUCUAUCGCAGGCAUCCUCAGAGGCUGUGAGGUCUGUUGGAAACUAGUCAAGUGAAGUUUAUAUAUCUGAGGAAUGUACAGGAUGGGAGAAAGAACUCAUGUGUAUUUGAGGCAAGUGUGAAUAUUGCAAUUGGCCAGCUUGAUUAGCAUUGAAUAGCCUUGCAGUUUCAAAGCCUGGCUGCUUCCUGCUUGGGGGAAUCCUUUGUUGGGAGGUGUUCUUCUAAUGCGGCUCAAGACUUCCUUCCCCUCUGCUCCCCGGCUCCUCCGCCAAGCCUUUUCUGGGGCUCCGGGCCCUCUUCUUCCUUCCCGAUCCCUAAUCCUCCCUUUCCCUUUCUGUCCUUAACCAAUGGCCCGCUCCUGCUGCACUCUUCUUUUCUCCCUUUCUUUCCCAACAACCUCCCUUUUUUCCUCCUCCUCCUCCUCUUCUUCGCGCUGUCACCUUCUCGAGAGAUUUUUUUAUCACUUGUUUAUUUUUAUAAAUAUAUAUAAAAAAUAAAGAAAUGGAAAAAGUU